Molecule: messenger RNA, 3028 nt
Organism: Thrips palmi
Lineage: Eukaryota; Metazoa; Arthropoda; Insecta; Thysanoptera; Thripidae
Product: transmembrane protein 184C
Exons: 8
Coding region: 293-1702 (469 amino acids)
Biological process (GO): transport
Molecular function (GO): transporter activity
Source: RefSeq, a predicted model, not a curated record
UCUCAUCCUGUUGUUUUGAUGUUUGAGGCGAAGGAAGGGACAAAAGUCGCGAACAGCUUUGAGAAUCACAAUGUUGUGGAAAUUUGCUGUGUUUGUCGCGGACUCUGCGUGGCCGGCGCAGAAAAGUGUCGCAUAAUGACCCGUGCGUUGCCUCUGAGCCCCGGUGCCAACAGGCAGUGCAGUGCAGUGUGUCUUUCCUAGCCUUUCCUUAUCAGACGUCAGUUAGUCUUCGUGAUAUAACCUCGCAGAUAGUGGGGCUCAAACGUCCAGGGUUUUACCAAAUCAAACAAUUAUGUGCCUCGAAGCGCUGCUCGGCUUCGGCCGAAAAUGGCGCUACUGGAUUCGGCCGGCGGUGAUGACCGUGUAUGCUAUUGUGAUCGUGAUCCUACUGCCCAUCCUGGUGAUGAGCGCCGUCAAGAAUGGCUUCCAGAAGACUGACCAGGGAGUGCUCAUCGGGGGUGUUUUCGUCCUCAUGGCCCUCCCCAUCGCCUUCUGGCAAAUCACCCAGCAUAUGGUUCACUACACAAAGCCCAGGCUGCAGAAGCAUAUCAUUAGAAUACUCUGGAUGGUACCGUUGUACGCAUUAAAUGCGUGGCUGGGUUUGAUUAUGCCAGCACAGUCCAUCUACUUUGACAGUUUACGUGAAUGCUAUGAAGCUUAUGUAAUCUACAAUUUUAUGAUUUUCCUGUUCAACUACCUAAAUGAAGAGGAAGUAAAUUUUGUGGCUAAUUUAGAGCUCAAACCUCAAACACAUCACUUAUUCCCCUUGUGUUGUUUACCGACAUGGGAAAUGGGCAGAGAACUUGUCCAUAAUUGCAAGCAUGGAAUUCUACAGUAUACAGUUGUGCGACCUGUGACCACAGCCAUUUCUUUCAUAUGUGAACUAGCUGGGGUUUAUAGAGAAGGAGAAUUUCGAGGUGAUUCAGCAUUUCCAUACAUGAUUGCUGUCAAUAACUUCUCCCAAUUCAUAGCCAUGUACUGCCUUGUCUUAUUUUACAAAGCUAACAAAGAAGAAUUAUUGCCAAUGAAACCUAUUGGCAAGUUUUUGUGUAUCAAGGCAGUUGUAUUCUUUUCUUUCUUCCAAGGAGUAAUUAUUUCAGUGCUGGUAUACACAGGAGUGAUUUCUUCUGUGUUUGGUACUGAGGACAAAACUGAUGUGAAGGACAUUUCUUCAGGACUUCAGGACUUCUUAAUUUGUAUCGAGAUGUUCUUAGCAGCGGUAGCUCAUCAUUAUAGUUUCUCCUAUAAGCCUUAUGUGAACGAUGCAGCAGAGCAUAAGUCGUGCUGCGAUGCCUUCCUUGCAAUGUGGGAUCUGUCCGAUGUCCACUCAGAUGUCAAGGAGCACAUCGGGGUUGUCGGGAGCACACUUAGUCGCCACAUUCGAGGCAAAGGAAUGUACAGGUCCCCAAGCGAAGGAACCCGUCUAUUGCACCCUGUGGAAGUGGACUACGCACCUGAAGCCAUAGAAGAUAUAUCACACCGAAGUGCCCCGGGUAGACUUGGUGCCUCUGCUCCUUACCAAGGCUACAGCAGUAUGAUGGACAGCCAGCAAACUAAUUCCGUCAGUGGAAGCAGUUCAAUCACAAGCCGGACUGUUUCUCCAACACUUAGCCCGAAAGAAGAAGAUGAAGAUUCUCUCAUGGAUUUUACUGAGCUGUCACCUGAUUCAGAGUAUCAACCUCCGCCGUGCCCUGAAGCUUAAAAAUGAUCUUGCAAUAAUUUCAAAGCAUUGUUGUUUGUAUUUUUUAUUUAUUAGAGAUAAAUAUUUUGACAAGUAUUCUAUUGUGAUGGUAUUAGACACGUCAUUCUAAAGACAGUCAGUGCUGAUCAAAAUUCUUUAUGUAAAAUUUGAAUUUUACAUUUUUAGGUUUAGAAGAGCAUUAUAAUUUAAAUCUUUUACUCCAUUUUUGGGCCUGGUGGAGAGGUUUCCUGUUACUCUUUGGCAAUUUAAUUGUCUUGUGUUGACUGCAGUAUAGUAAUCUGUUCAUUUUUUGCUGUUGCAAGACAAUUGUUUCCAUGUUGUCAGCUACAUAAUGUAUUUAUAACUUUUUAUAAAGUGAUGGAUGUUGAGUGUGCAAUACUGAGCAUGGUUUUGCGUGAUCCAAUAUCUACAUAGUAUGUUUUCUCUUGACUGUGACAUGAAUGCUGUGAUUGAAAAUAAUGUCUUUCUUGUUAACCUGGGUGCAUUUUGCUUCAGGGCAAAUGCAGAUUCUCAAGGAAGAUGCAUGACAGUAGUUUGGAAUGCCCAAAUGCUUGGAAAGGUUGAGCCUGACUGCAAUAAUUGCACCAAUCAGAUAUUUUAUUGUUUGAGUAAUUGCUAAGAUGAUAGUUAUUUUAAUAAAUGGCAACUGUAGUUACAUAUUUUACUGCCUUAGAAGACUAUAUUUCUGAAUACUUCUAUGUAUUUGUUAAAAUUAUUUAGUGUGAAUAUUAAAUAUACAUUGUAUGUGCUUAGCAUGUAUGCCAAAAUGUGAUAUGUCUAUUUUUUCUAGAAGUUAUUGGUAUCUGUAAUAAUCUAAUAGGGUCUAAUCACUGAUUGUACUGAACUGAAUGACAUUCCCUUGUAAGCCCGGUUAUGUAUUUUAUUUCCCCUCUUAAAGAUAGCUUAGGUACCCUCUUGUACCCUCUUACCCUCUUGUAGAGUCUAUCUUUACCAUGCAACCUUUCUUUUUUAUUCCUAUUGGUCUCCUUUUAUUCAUGAACACUUUGUAAAUUAUUUUGUGCCUGUCCCCUUUUGUGAGUUUGUGUAUUGUCUUAGUUUUUCAUUUGGUAUCCUUGAAGACCAUUAUCUCAGUGCUGGCCUAUCGAGUGUAUUGCUUCACAUGAUAGGCCUAGAGCUUAACACAUUUCAGUCUUCAGUGUUUCUUUCGUUUUCUAGAAAGAAACGCUUUGAAUUAGAUUCCCCCAAUGUCUUUUCGUUUUCUGUACAUUUGAAGCGACCAUUUUAUAAAUUUCAAAGGGUAACCUGUACACUAGCUGUGUAUCAUAAUUGUGAUAUUGAAAGUUUGAAGUACACUAGUCCUUGUAA